Molecule: messenger RNA, 2127 nt
Organism: Abrus precatorius (Indian licorice)
Lineage: Eukaryota; Viridiplantae; Streptophyta; Magnoliopsida; Fabales; Fabaceae
Exons: 7
Coding region: 53-1474 (473 amino acids)
Molecular function (GO): protein binding
Source: RefSeq, a predicted model, not a curated record
GUCACGAGGGUAUAUGAUUGAAUAGCAAGAUGAUUUUGUUGAAGUGGUGAGAAUGGAAGGAAGGAGGCGUGGAGGUUGGUGUGGUCGACGCAUAGUAGCAAGCAAAAGAGGAAGUGGCAAUGGCAAUGUCAACGGCAAUGGAAUCAACAACAACAACAACAGUAUCAUCAAGAAGCUUCAAUGCCGUGAGAUUUGUUCCAAACCCCAUCGUGCUUUCGCCUCUGCCACUGCCCCUCACAGGUUCCGCACCAUGCGUUUGACCCAUCAAUAUGACACUCAUGAUUCCAAGGCUCGCUCUUCCCUUUUGCCCUUUUUGAUGAAAAGAACCAAAGUUGUUGAAAUCGUUGCUGCCAAAAACCUCGUCUUUUCUCUUUACCAUUCUGGUUUGUGUGCGGCUUUUAGUAGAGAAACCAAUGAGAGGAUUUGCUUUUUGAAUGUCUGCCCCGAUGAAGUUAUCCGCAGCCUCUUCUACAACAAGAACAAUGAAUCACUUAUUACAGUAUCCGUUUAUGCUUCUGAGAACUUCAGCUCUUUGAAAUGCAGAUCCACAAAGAUUGAAUACAUACGGCGGGGCAAGCCAGAUGCUGGAUUUCCCCUUUUUCAGUCUGAAUCUUUGAAAUGGCCUGGAUUUGUAGAGUUUGAUGAUGUCAAUGGAAAGGUCCUAACUUACUCUGCACAAGAUAGUAUCUACAAGGUCUUUGAUCUUAAAAACUACACAAUGCUAUACUCGAUUUCAGAUAGGCAUGUUCAAGAAAUCAAGAUCAGCCCUGGCAUCAUGUUAUUAAUUUUCAAUAGAACCAGUGGUCAUAUUCCCCUUAAGAUUUUAUCCAUUGAAGAUGGCUCAGUUCUCAAAACAUUCAACCAUUUACUUCAUCGGAAUAAGAAGGUGGACUUCAUUGAGCAAUUUAAUGAAAAGCUCUUAGUCAAGCAGGAGAAUGAGAACCUUCAGAUUCUUGAUGUUCGAAAUGCCGAGCUGAUGGAGGUGAGCAGAACCGAGUUCAUGACUCCAUCAGCAUUUAUCUUUCUGUAUGAGAAUCAGUUGUUCCUUACAUUCAGAAAUCGAACAGUUGCUGUUUGGAACUUUCGUGGGGAGCUUGUUACUUCAUUUGAGGAUCACCAGUUAUGGCAUCCUGAUUGCAAUACAAAUAACAUAUACAUAACAAGUGAUCAGGAUCUUAUCAUCUCUUACUGCAAGGCUGAUUCUGAUGAUCAAUGGAUGGAAGGCAAUGCUGGCUCCAUUAAUGUCAGCAAUAUCUUGACUGGGAAAUGUAUGGCUAAAAUUAACGCAACAAAUAGCAGCACCAAGGCAGACAAGUGCAGUGGUCGUGGUUGCAGCUGCAAGCAAAGUCAUUCAUCCCACAUGAGUACAGUCGCGGAGGCUUUGGAGGACAUAACUGCCCUCUUUUAUGAUGAAGAUAGAAAUGAGAUAUAUACUGGUAACAGACAUGGUUUUGUUCAUGUAUGGUCUAACUGAUGGCAAAAAUGUCUGUUUCUUCCGUUCCAUUGGCCAAGAAACCGUGUUUGGAUUUGUGCUUUUGCUGUUGGGAUUAUUUCAGCAUUGGAUGUUUCCAAAAUCUGGAUUGCCUCAGGAUUGUAACAUUAGUUGAUAUGAAACUAUGAUCUAGCACUCUGCAGUUGUGUAUUUCAUAGUUUAUGCAGAGAUAACCUGUUGGUGAGUUAACCAGGAGUUCAAGAAAAAUUGAUAUGUAUGCUUUUUGUUAGUUUGAGUUUUAGGUCUUUUUAGAGGUUUGGCCUUAAUAGUUGUGUAUAGUGCAGUCAUUACUGAUGAUUUUGAGGCAGAUGAAACAUAGUGCUUGUAUUAUUAGUUUAUCCUUAAUUCCUAGGGGACAAUGUGGGAUGGAGCCAAAAAGGGCACUGUGUGGGAUUUUAUACCUUAUGUGUAUCAUUGGUGUAAAUCUCACUAUAAAUCUGCUAUUCUAGUUUUUUGUCCCUUUUUUUUUUAAGAAUUGAGUAUGAAUAUAGCCCUAUGAGUUGUAGAUAUGAUCUUGUGUAUUUGUGUGGUAGUGUUCAUUGUUACGCUGCUACUUUUUUCUUUUUAAUAUUUUUCUUGAAACUGAGAAAAUUAAAAAACUGAAGCAUGUGAGGUUUUGAACAUGGGAAGUUUCU